CAAUCUUAAAGGCAAAGCCAUUAGAGAGAGAUAAAGAGAGAGAGAGAGAAACUAGCUCCAUGUUCGAAACAGAGCAUCAUACUCUCUUGCCUCUUCUUCUUCUCCCAUCGCUUUUGUCUCUUCUUCUCUUCUUGAUUCUCUUGAAACGAAGAAGUAGAAGAACCAGAUUCAAUCUCCCUCCGGGUAAAUCCGGUUGGCCAUUUCUUGGUGAAACCAUCGGUUAUCUUAAACCGUACACCGCCACUACUCUCGGUGACUUCAUGCAACAACAUGUCUCCAAGUAUGGGAAGAUAUAUAGAUCGAAUUUGUUUGGAGAACCAACGAUUGUAUCAGCUGAUGCUGGACUUAAUAGAUUCAUAUUACAAAACGAAGGGAGGCUCUUUGAAUGUAGUUAUCCUCGAAGUAUUGGUGGGAUUCUUGGGAAAUGGUCGAUGCUUGUUCUUGUUGGAGACAUGCAUAGAGAUAUGAGAAGUAUCUCGCUUAACUUUUUAAGUCACGCUCGUCUUAGAACUAUUCUACUUAAAGAUGUUGAGAGACAUACUUUGUUUGUUCUUGAUUCUUGGAAACAACACUCUGUUUUCUCUGCUCAAGAUGAGGCCAAAAAGUUUACGUUUAAUCUAAUGGCGAAACAUAUAAUGAGUAUGGAUCCUGGAGAAGAAGAAACAGAGCAAUUAAAGAAAGAGUAUGUAACUUUCAUGAAAGGUGUUGUCUCUGCUCCUCUCAAUCUACCAGGAACUGCUUAUCAUAAAGCCCUUCAGUCACGAGCAACGAUAUUGAAGUUCAUUGAGAGGAAAAUGGAGGAAAGAAAAUUAGAUAUUAAGGAAGAAGAUCAAGAAGAAGAAGUGAAAACAGAGGAUGAAGAAGAGAUGAGUAAGAGUGAUCAUGUGAGGAAACAAAGAACAGACGAUGAUCUUUUGGGAUGGGUUUUGAAACAUUCGAAUUUAUCGACAGAGCAAAUUCUCGAUCUCAUUCUUAGUUUGUUAUUCGCCGGACAUGAGACUUCUUCUGUCGCCAUUGCUCUUGCUAUCUUCUUCUUGCAAGCUUGCCCUAAAGCCGUUGAAGAGCUUAGGGAAGAGCAUCUUGAGAUCGCGAGAGCCAAGAAGGAACUAGGAGAGUCAGAAUUAAAUUGGGAUGAUUACAAGAAAAUGGACUUUACUCAAUGUGUUAUAAAUGAAACUCUUCGAUUGGGAAAUGUAGUUAGGUUUUUGCAUCGCAAAGCACUCAAAGACGUUCGGUACAAAGGAUACGAUAUCCCUAGUGGGUGGAAAGUGUUACCGGUGAUCUCAGCCGUACAUUUGGAUAAUUCUCGUUACGACCAACCUAAUCUCUUUAAUCCUUGGAGAUGGCAACAGCAAAACAACGGGACGUCAUCGUCAGGAAGUGGUAGUUUUUCGACGUGGGGAAACAACUACAUGCCGUUUGGAGGAGGGCCAAGGCUAUGUGCUGGUUCAGAGCUAGCCAAGUUAGAAAUGGCAGUGUUUAUUCAUCAUCUUGUUCUUAAAUUCAAUUGGGAAUUAGCAGAAGAUGAUAAACCAUUUGCUUUUCCUUUUGUUGAUUUUCCUAACGGUUUGCCUAUUAGGGUUUCUCGUAUUCUGUAAAAAAAAAAAGAUGAAAGUAUUUU
Molecule: messenger RNA, 1621 nt
Organism: Arabidopsis arenosa
Lineage: Eukaryota; Viridiplantae; Streptophyta; Magnoliopsida; Brassicales; Brassicaceae
Source: the annotation of a GenBank genome assembly